Molecule: messenger RNA, 558 nt
Organism: Prorocentrum cordatum
Lineage: Eukaryota; Dinophyceae; Prorocentrales; Prorocentraceae
Source: the annotation of a GenBank genome assembly
AUGGGGGAAGGGACUGAGGUGCCACAGGUCGAGCCACGCCUCCUCUCCCCGACGCGCUGGCUCAAGACACCGGGGCAGGCGGCUCCCCCGCAGGGAGAGCCGAGACCUCCCGAAGGGAUGGUUAUGGUGCCGCUGCUGUUCCGCGCGCAGCCGAAAGAAGGCAUCAACUACGACGUGAUCUUCGGGGCCCACUGCGUGGGCUCGCUCGUGUGCCUAGGCUUGUGGGCCGCGGAGCGCAUCGGGAUGGACUUCGUGAGGGACAGCGGAGCCUGGAUAGUGCCGGCGCCGUUCCUGCCCUGCGCGCUGUACUACAGCCAAGUCUGGAGGGGAGGGCUGGGCAGGCGGUCUGCGACGUUGCCGGCCUCCGGGAGAGGAAGAAGGACGACUGACUGGGCGGGGCCCCGACCUGCCGCGCGCACGCGCACGCCAGAGGGUCUCCCGCCCCGAUGCGCGGGCGGCCGCGCGGCGGUGGGCGCGGCGGGCCCCCCGCGCCGGCGCGCGGCGCGCGCUCCGCGCGGCGGCGGAGGGGCGGGCCUCGGGCCCCUCCUGCGAGCGGGG